AUGGCGACUAGGAUAUCUUUCGGCAAUCUCCAAAGUAAUUCACAAUCCCCUACAAAUAGCUAUGCUAGAAAAAGUAUUACCGAAGAGAAUGACUCUAUCAAAAAUCUUGAUACUGAGGAUGAUGAUAGUAUUUAUGAAAAAUUCAAACCAUCUUUGGCUGAAGACUAUAAAGCUGGCUUCUUUUAUAAAGAUAUUGCUACACAAACCGAAACAUCAGAAAUUGUUGAUAUCAAGGAAAUGACAACAGUAGUACAAGAUUUAAUUGAGGAGUUAGACCGAUUGAAAAGAGAAUUUCGUUUGACUAAACAUAAUAUGCUAGCAGAUUAUGAAAAUAGAUUAGAACAGCGUUCACUAGAAUUAUAUUGUCGCGUUAAUGAUAAAGUGGAAGAAUUAGAAAAACUUCAUAAACAGAGAGUUGAAGUCGUCAGGCAUAGUUGUCGGCAACAACUAUCGAAUGCUAUCAAGCAAAUUGCAAUCGAUCAUAGUGAUUUUUUCGAUGAUCAGAUAGAGGCAGAGACUGAUCGAUAUAAGAAAGCAAUUAAAGAACUUGAAGAACAGAUUAAAGACCUUAUCGAUGAUGCUGGUGACGAUAAUGAUAUUAUUAAACGAUUACAACACGAGUUGGAAGAAGCGCGCCAAGAGGCUCAACAUAACCAAAUGUUAUAUGAGGCUGCCGCAGAUGCUCCUCUACCUCCAGAACCUGAUAAUACAGAAAUUGAAGAAUUAAAUGCUAUAGUCAACAAGCUAGAAGAAAAGAUUGAUGAGAUGGCAAAAGAGAUAGAUCGAAAGAAAAGAGAAAAGAGUAAAAUAUCUUUAGAGAAGGAUUUAGUUACCGAAGCUCUGAACAAAGAGCAACUGAAAGUUCGUCAGCUGCAAAAUGAAAUCGAUCUAAUCAGAGCAACUAGUGAGAAAGAAAAAGAAAAAAUUAUGGAAACUUUUAGUGAAGAAAAGAAGCAACAUGAAAAAGAUAUGAAACGCCAUAUUGAUAAAAUUACGCAGGAUAUGAACGAACAGAUAGAAAGAGAACGAUCUGCGUUACAAUCCCGUGAAAAGGAAGCUUUCAAUGCGGCAUUAUCUCAAAAGAAAAUUGCCGACCGACGAUUACUGAUGGAAAGGAUUGAACGUAGUCCUGUUACUGCUGACGAUAGAUUAACGAUCCAAAAGUUAGAAGGAUUAGUACAGCGGCAACGAAACGAAAUCAUCAGACUGGAAAAGGAAAUACGAAGAAUCAAUAUGACAUGGGAAAAGAAAACGACCGUAAUUCAGCAAACUAUGAUGGCACUAAAAAAUGAGAGCUUUUUAAGGGCUUCGCUUCAGCGUCAAGCAGCAACAUUACAUCCUGCUGGUGUCGCCUACUUGGUUGAUAAUAACAAUUCAACUGAAACACAUAAAAAGCCACUGCCAAAUAUUCGUCAAGAGCUGCCGCAAUCUGGGGUUCAGUCCGGGGUUCAAUCUGGGGUUCAAUCUGAAUGGCUUACUGAUCAAUUGGCCAACAGUAUAGAAAAAGCUGGCCCGGAAUAUUUAGAUGAAGAGUAUCCUAUUUUUGACUUGGGACGAAGACAGUCCGUAGCUGGUGACACCGCCAGUAACGCUGAGGAUAGCCUUAGCGCAAAACUUGCACCACAAAACCAGACAUCAGUUGGAGUUAAUUCCUAG
Molecule: messenger RNA, 1656 nt
Organism: Trichoplax adhaerens
Lineage: Eukaryota; Metazoa; Placozoa; Uniplacotomia; Trichoplacea; Trichoplacidae
Exons: 18
Coding region: 1-1656 (551 amino acids)
Source: RefSeq, a predicted model, not a curated record